UUGAGUGCCAAUCUCUGUGUAGGUUGCACGUAUUGUAGCUUGUUGUAAUUUUUGUUUAAUUAAAAAAAAACAAUUAAGCCAAUUAUAGCUGUGGCAGUAAAAUUGCGAUAUUGAAAAUUAGUAUUUUAUCUGUGUUAAUUUUAGCUCGGGAAAAGUGCUUGUCAAAUGUGUUAAUUAAUAAAAGUUUGUUUUUUCUCAUAUAUAAAUAACAAUAAAAAUAUAGAAUAUGCAUUUUAAAGUGUUAAUAAGUUUUAUUUUCUUAUUUCUUGUACAAAUAAAUGGACAAUAUGAAGGGGAUAAAUGUACGAAGAACGACAUGGAAGGUGUUUGUACGAACAUAAGGAACUGCAAGUCAGCUGUAGACGACAUUAAAAAUCACAGAGGAGCGCCGAAAUUAUGUUCGUUCUCAAGCACCGACCCCAUUGUGUGUUGUCUGGAUAACGCAAAGCCUACAACGUACCAGCCACCUGUCGCCACCACGAGUACUAGGAGACCAAAUCCAUCAACGGAAUAUGUACCACCGGUCUAUGAUUAUGUAAUGAACAACAAUGAUCCGAAUUCACAAGAUGAAUGUGAGGCUAUUUCCGCAAACAUGACAGCAAAAAAGACUGGCCAGAAAGCGUGGGAUAAAUGUAUAGAAUACCAGCAUAAGUUAGUCUAUCCUUGCGAGAAGGGGGUGGCGCUUAGUGGUAAACUCGGGAGGGGUAAUAAAUGUAAGCACAACGCUAUCGACCUCAUUAUUGGUGGUGUUCCUGCUCAAUUUGGUGAAUUUCCUCACAUGGUGCUAUUGGGCUAUGAAAAGAAAGACUCAAUGGUUUGGCUCUGUGGAGGAACGUUGCUGAGCGAGCGGUUCAUACUGACAGCGGGACAUUGCACUUCCAGCAGAGAAUUCGGUAAAGUGAAAUACGCCAGAACCGCUGUACUAAGACGCACCGAUCCCUUGGACCCGAGCCGCUUCUACAAGAUCAGGAACGUGUUCAAACACCCCGAAUACUUUCCACCCUCGAAGUACAACGACAUCGCCUUACUGGAGACGGAUAGAGACAUGCAGCUGGACGAGCUGGCGGUGCCGGCGUGCCUGGACGUGGGCGCGCCCGCCGCGCACGAGCGCGCACAGGCGGCGGGCUGGGGCGCCACCGCCAACCGCGGCGCCGUCGCCGACCAGCUGCAGAAGGUCGUUCUAGAGAAGUUCUCGACAGCGGAAUGCGCGGAAUUGUUUCCCUCGGAGCGCAACCUGCUCAACGGGUUCGACGAGAACACGCAAAUAUGUUACGGCGACAAGAAUAUGUCCAAGGAUACUUGCCAGGGGGACAGCGGGGGUCCGCUCCAGCUGAAGCACAGACAGAUCCAUUGCAUGUACACGGUGGUGGGCGUGACGUCAUACGGUCGCGCGUGCGGGUACGUGGGCGAGCCGGGGAUAUACUCGCGCGUGCAGCCCUACGUGCCCUGGAUAGAGAGCGUCGUGUGGCCUUAAGUGUCACGUACUUAA
Nymphalis io (European peacock) is the source of this 1489-nucleotide messenger RNA. RefSeq names its product serine protease snake-like. The record is from RefSeq and is a predicted model, not a curated record. Gene Ontology annotation, molecular function: serine-type endopeptidase activity. The transcript is spliced from 10 exons. Bases 227 to 1474 code for a protein of 415 amino acids. NCBI's taxonomy places the organism in Eukaryota, Metazoa, Arthropoda, Insecta, Lepidoptera, Nymphalidae. Gene Ontology annotation, biological process: proteolysis.